AUGACUUGCCUUUUUUUUUUUUUUUUUCUGGAAAAUGCGUUAGCCAGAGAGGCCAGCAUUUGGAAAGUGCCAGUUUUGCAGAAUCCCACUGUGAGGGCCCAAUUAAAAUAUCUGCAGUACAUUGCUAUUUCCUGCCUUGUCCUUGCAGCAAAAACCAAUGAAGAUGAGGUAAUACCAUCAGUGCAGACGCUAGCGGUGCAGAGCAGAUGUAAACACUCUCCAGCCGAGAUCUUGAGAAUGGAAAGAAUUAUACUGGAUAAGCUUCAGUGGGAUCUUUACACAGAAACACCAAUUGAUUUCUUAAACAUUUUCCAUGCCAUGGUGAUGUCCAGCUGGCCCCAUCUCCCACCCAGACUGCCUCAGAGGAAUCCUUCCCUCCACGUUGCACUCUUGACCAAGCAGCUGCAGCACUGUAUGGCCUGCCACCAACUUGUGCAGUUUAAGGGCUCCACGUUGGCUUUGGUGAUCAUCACCUUGGAGCUGGAGAGGCAGACUCCUGGUUGGUUUCCUGUUAUUACUGAUCUGCUAAAAAAAGCACAGGUAGACAGCACUGAAUUCAUGCACUGCAAAGAGCUGGUGGAUCUAGAGUUAAUGUGCUUGCAGGCACCCAAUGCUGUUAAUACUUUCUAUCCCAUCAGCCAAGCUGUGCAGGGCCAUCCCAAGGCAAGGCUACCUGCCAGCACCCUUCUGAACGGCAGAGUUCCCAACAAGGGAGGUUGAGGGUUGCUGUAAGCCAGCCUGUUUCAGCCCCUUUCC
Molecule: messenger RNA, 756 nt
Organism: Motacilla alba alba
Lineage: Eukaryota; Metazoa; Chordata; Aves; Passeriformes; Motacillidae
Gene: CCNI2
Product: cyclin I family member 2
Exons: 5
Coding region: 1-720 (239 amino acids)
Biological process (GO): mitotic cell cycle phase transition; regulation of cyclin-dependent protein serine/threonine kinase activity
Cellular component (GO): cyclin-dependent protein kinase holoenzyme complex; cytoplasm; nucleus
Molecular function (GO): cyclin-dependent protein serine/threonine kinase regulator activity
Source: RefSeq, a predicted model, not a curated record